This is a messenger RNA of Lycium barbarum (goji berry), 687 nucleotides long. RefSeq lists its product as uncharacterized. The record is from RefSeq and is a predicted model, not a curated record. The transcript has 2 exons. Lineage: Eukaryota; Viridiplantae; Streptophyta; Magnoliopsida; Solanales; Solanaceae. Bases 1 to 687 code for a protein of 228 amino acids. Gene Ontology annotation, molecular function: zinc ion binding; nucleic acid binding.
AUGGCAAAGGCAUACACGCAGGAUAAUUUCGAUGAGUUAAUGGGAAAGGUUCAAAAGGUAGAUAUGCGCGUGGCAGAGUAUUUGGAAUCGGCUGGUAGAGACAAGUGGGCUAGAUUGUAUGCAUCUGUUAAUCGAGGGUGGACAAUGACUUCUAACAUAGCAGAGUGCAUUAAUCGACAUCUUCUAGCAGCUAGAGAACUGCCUAUAUAUGACUUUCUCGAAGAAGUUAGAAGGAUGUUUGGGAGAUGGAAUUACAAUAACCGGAGAAAUGGAACAUACACGUUCACUAUACUCAGUAAAAAGUUUCAGGAGAUGCUAUCAAUCAACGAUUGUCGUAUGUUUCAACUAGAUGAAAUCCCCUGCCCGCAUGCAUGGGCUGUCAUUAAAAAGAAAAAUCUGGUUGCUGAGGAUUAUUGCUCUGAUUUGUUCAAACCGGAGACCGUGUUGAAGACAUAUGAUGUACCUGUGGAUCCUCUACUCGACGAGCGUGAAUGGAACAUUCCCAAAAACAUCUUGGAGGAUGUGGUUUUGCCACCAAGAUACAAGAGACCGCCUGGUAGGCCAAAGAAGAGGCGUGAUAAGCCUUUAAGUGAAUUGUUGUUUGGAAAGAGCAGACAUGCUUGCAGUACUUGUGGACAACUUGGGCACAACAGACGUUCAUGUAGUUUUGAGCCUCUGAGGAAGUGA